This is a messenger RNA of Cuscuta campestris, 1596 nucleotides long. Lineage: Eukaryota; Viridiplantae; Streptophyta; Magnoliopsida; Solanales; Convolvulaceae. The record is from the annotation of a GenBank genome assembly.
GCUAAAGAAAAGGCUAAAAAGCGACUCUCUCCCCCUCCCCCCCCUCACAACAAGUUAACCAAACCCAAUUCUCCUCCUCCUCCGUCACUGUCCAAAAUUCUCUCCAAUUCUCUUCCCCCAUUUCAAAAUCUCUGCAAAACUUGCUACAAUCGGGGUAUCGAAGGAGGCGGGCGGGGUUUUAUAUGCAUAUCUUCUUCUCGGCUUCGUCAAAAUCACAAUCUGUCUAAAGAAUAGUUAAGAUCAUAUAGUCCCAUGUUAGAGGCAGCCGCCGGGCCGUCUUCUUCGUCGUCGGAAACAGCUCUGACUUCCCAAGCGGCGCCGCAAAACGCGGCUUCUAUGGCUAAACGGAAGCGACGGCCCGCCGGCACUCCAGAUCCGGGCGCAGAAGUCAUCUCACUUUCACCAAAGACUCUCUUAGAAUCUGACAGAUAUGUGUGUGAGUUUUGCAACCAAGGUUUCCAGCGCGAACAGAACCUACAAAUGCACCAGCGGCGGCACAAUGUACCAUGGGAGGUGUUGAAGAGGCCGCCGCCGGAGAUGCCAUUGGCGGAAACUGCCAGGAAAAAGGUGUACGUGUGCCCGGAGCUGACCUGCCUGCACCACGACCCUAGGCACGCCCUGGGCGACCUUGUGGGGAUAAAGAAGCACUACAGAAGGAAGCAUAGUAACAACAAGCAGUGGGUUUGUAGCAAGUGUUCCAAGGGGUAUGCUGUUCAGGCUGAUUAUAAAGCCCAUCUCAAGACUUGUGGGACCCGUGGCCAUUGUUGCGAUUGUGGCCUCGUUUUUUCCAGAGUGGAGAGUUUUAUAGAGCACCAAGAUGCCUGUGAAGUGAAGCGAAAGAAUGGGUCCGAUACAAAACCACCAUUGCAAGAGCGUCUUUGCUCAUCCACACCUCCUUCGACCACCACCAAUUCUAGCGGGGACACGAAUUUCAGCUCUAUUUUGCCACUGCCAAUGUCAUUAGCUAUAUCUCCUGCACCUGUUGAGCUCCCAAAUGGUUCAUCCAUUCACAAGAUCACCAAUCAACAACAACAGCAUAACUGCUUGGAGCUCCAACUCUUACCACCAUCCUCGACCGUUCUUUGUCCAACUGUCGAGGAAUACUCCACCGGUUUGAGCUUGUCCAUUGGCCUGUUCAGCGCAGACCAGAAAACCCAGCAAAACAAAACUGCUGGAGUUAAUGGAAACGGUGUGGUUUACGAGGAACUGAAAGUGGCGAUGGAUGAAAAGGCAUAUGCAGAUGAGAGAAGAGAAGAGGCAAGAAGGCUGACCGAAUUGGCCGAGUUGGAAUUCGCGAGUGCCAAGAGAAUUCGGCUAGCAGCUAAGGCCGAGCUUGAGGAGGCGGUGCGUUUACAGGAGCAAUCGACAAGAAAGAUCAGUGCUUUAAUGCUAGAAAUCACCUGCCAGUCCUGCAAGAGGAAGUUCUCAUACUGAUGGCUACUACUACUAGUUUGUUUUGAUGGCUGAUACACUUCAGCUUACUACUAAUUAGUUAUUGGAGCAGAAAAUUUGUGUCUUUUUUGUAAACUUUGGGAACCAACUCCAUCCUAUUCAAAUGUUAUUACUCUUUUUGGUGAAGAAAAAGUCUCAUUGAGU